This is a messenger RNA of Cyphellophora europaea CBS 101466, 336 nucleotides long. RefSeq lists its product as uncharacterized. The coding region runs from base 1 to 336 and encodes 111 amino acids. The record is from RefSeq and is a predicted model, not a curated record. Lineage: Eukaryota; Fungi; Ascomycota; Eurotiomycetes; Chaetothyriales; Cyphellophoraceae. The transcript has a single exon.
AUGGAGGCAGCUGAACUUCUCAAUCCUAAGAAGGUUAAGCAAGCCGACCGUCUGACCACCUCCAAAGCCCGUCGAGAGUGGUUGAAUGAGAAGGACAAGCGCGGUCGAAAGAUCAACCACUUGGACAAGUACCCUAUAACCCACGUGGACGUCAAGUUCCAGAAGAGGAUCAAUGAAGUGAUGAAAAGACUUAGAGGCCAAAAAGAAGACGUCCUCAGUAACUGGGAGGUGAGCUUGGAAUACAGGUCAUUGUAUCGCAAGGACCAGAUCAAAGCAGAAGCUCACGUUUACGAGGCAGCACAGAACCAAGCCAAGCGUUUCACUGAAUGGUAUUAA